Messenger RNA from Chenopodium quinoa (quinoa), 933 nucleotides. RefSeq names its product SKP1-like protein 1A. Gene Ontology annotation, molecular function: cullin family protein binding. The transcript is spliced from 2 exons. NCBI's taxonomy places the organism in Eukaryota, Viridiplantae, Streptophyta, Magnoliopsida, Caryophyllales, Amaranthaceae. The coding region runs from base 291 to 767 and encodes 158 amino acids. The record is from RefSeq and is a predicted model, not a curated record. Gene Ontology annotation, cellular component: nucleus; cytoplasm. Gene Ontology annotation, biological process: SCF-dependent proteasomal ubiquitin-dependent protein catabolic process.
AAUAAGUUCAGUUACAUUUAAACAAUUAUAAUUAAUUAAUAGAAAUCAAGGAAUUAUUACAAGAUUUACCACUCUUGUAAACAUGUGGAAGUACAUGGGUUUAUAAGAAAAAGAAAAAAAAGAAAUAGAAAGGUUGCUUGUGCAGCAAUUCUUCCAAAGUUUCUAUAAAUACUGCUCUAGUCUUUCUCAGUCUCAUCAUAUUCUCUCAUACUCAGAUACUCAAACACACAAUUCUUCUUCCUUUUUCUCCAAGUUUCUCAACUUUCCAAACACCUCCUUCUUCAAUUGCAAUGGCUUCGUCCAGGAAGAUAAUCCUCAAGAGUGCCGAUAAUAAGCUUUUCGAGAUCGGCGGAAACGCAGCAAUGCUGUCUCAAACCAUCAAGAACUUGAUCGAAGACAUCGGCGAAAGCAACGAUCCAAUUCCGCUGCAUAAUGUGAGCUCAACAAUUCUGUUAAAGAUCAUCCAGUACUGCAACAAACAUGUUGAGGAAGAGAAUAAGGCUGAGUCCGAAACACCGAAUAAUGAUGAUCUCAAGCAAUGGGAUGCUGACUUUCUCAAAGUUGACGAGAACAUCCUCUUUGAUCUCGUUCUUGCUGCUAAUUACAUGGAAAUCAAGAGUUUGCUGGAUUUAACUAGUCACCGUCCUGCUGACAUGAUCAAGGAAAUGACACCUGAGGAGAUAAGGAUGAAAUUCAACAUUAAGAACGAUUACACACCCGAAGAUGAGGAAAAAGUUCGCAAGGAGAACCAGUGGGCUUUCGAGUAAACUCAAAUAGCAAUGGUCAUUUACCAGUCCCAAACUGUGUUUCUGAAUAGUUUAAUUUCCCUGAUGCAUCUGUUUACUUAGUGCUGUAGUGUUGUUGUAGUGCUGUAGCACAAACUAUGUUCACUGCUUUAUCAGUUUAUCGUAUUUAGUUUCAAUCAUUUGAAGU